AUGCCUUUAAGUGAUGACAUUCGCGUUGUGGUGGCUAUCGAUUUUGGAACUACUUAUUCCGGAUUCGCAUUUGCUCAUAAAGCCAAUCCUAAAGUUAUCAUAACACAAGAUUAUUGGAAUGGACCCGAAGGAGAAGGAUUGUAUAAAACGCCAACGGUCAUAAAAUAUGAUGAUUCCUACGAAAACGUAGAAUCGUGGGGUUUAUCCGCAUUGACAAAAAAAUCAAAAAAAUCACAUAGGUCUUUUCAAACCUCAUCAAAACCACUCAAGUGGUUUAAACUAUAUUUAUUGGGAAGUGCGUUAACAUAUGAAAAACCAUUCUUACCAGAUGUAUUAGAUUAUAAACAAGUCAUUACAGAUUAUUUGGAAAAGUUAGGUGAAGAUAUUAAAAUUAGGUUAAAAAUGCAUUGGAACGAUGUGGAAUUUGAUAAACAAGUUGUAGUUGUACUAACGAUCCCUGCAGAAUUUGAUGACGAUGCGAUUACAAUCAUGCGUAAAUGUGCGUUUAAUGCGAAAUUGAUUCCAACGGAAUAUAGUCAAAAUUUGAAAUUUACAACAGAACCCGAAGCUGCAGCGAUUAACUCCAUGGAUACCCUAAAAAAUGAACAUAAAUUGGGACCGGGAGACUUGUUCAUGGUGGUUGAUUGUGGCGGUGGCACAGUAGAUUUAACAACGCAAGAAUUAUUAAACGACGAUGAAUUAAAUGAAAUAACAGUACGUACUGGCGAUGAUUGUGGUUCAUAUAAUAUAGACCGGUCAUUCAUAGAAUUUCUUGGUGAUAAAGUCGGAAAGUCUGCCAUGGAUCUCUAUGAGAAAGAUCAUUACACUAAUCUACAAAAUAUCGUACAAAAUUUCUGUCAGUCUGUUAAAUUGCAAUUUACGGAAAACCAAAAAGAUUUUCAACCUUUUCAAUUAGAUUUAGAAGUGGGUGGAUUCGGCACGUCUAAAUACUUACAAAGUAGAAUUAGACAAAAAUUUUUGGAAGAUGAAGUGCCAAAGAUUUCUGUGCCUGAUCUACCUAUUAUAUCUAUUAUGAGAGGAGCUGUCAAAUAUGGUCUUACAGGAAAAAUUAAGAAACGCGUAUUGAAAUGGACUUAUGGUACUAUCGCAGUAAGAAAAUGGGAACCGACUGAUCCAUUGGAAUUAAAACUUCCAAAUGGAUAUAUAAAAGUUUUUGAAAAACUUGCGGAAAGGAGCCAUCAAGUUUCAACGGUUGAAGAAGUUACCAGAUUUUUUAAACCAUAUUCAUUAAGUCAACAAAAAAUGAAUAUUGAUAUGUAUAUUACAGCAUUAAAUGAUGCAAAAUAUUUACGAGAUGUAAAGCUAUUUCGAAAAUGGGAAGUUAACUUGACAGGGGUAGAUGAUUAUGAUGAUGAUAAUACAAUUACAUUUACUUUGAAAUUUGGUGAGAUGGAAAUGUUUGCUACUGCUAAAAAUAAGGCUGAAGACGUACAGCAAGUUACUUUUAAAUAUAAUUUAGAAGCAUCUUUAAAUAAAAUAUCUGGUAUAAUAAGGUCGGAAACAUUGUAA
This is a messenger RNA of Funneliformis mosseae, 1530 nucleotides long. NCBI's taxonomy places the organism in Eukaryota, Fungi, Glomeromycota, Glomeromycetes, Glomerales, Glomeraceae. The record is from the annotation of a GenBank genome assembly.